Molecule: messenger RNA, 2453 nt
Organism: Dufourea novaeangliae
Lineage: Eukaryota; Metazoa; Arthropoda; Insecta; Hymenoptera; Halictidae
Exons: 10
Coding region: 24-2453 (809 amino acids)
Source: RefSeq, a predicted model, not a curated record
AACAUCAACAUAUCGAAGGAGAAAUGGCUUUUAUAAUGGGAAGCAGAGAAACCAAUGGAAUGAAUAAUGAAGACAGAGAACGUUUCCUGUCUUUUAAGAUGAAUGAAGAUUACAAGUUUAAGUAUAUACCUGAAAGUCAUUUCAAGCAUGUAGUGAAAAGCGUACAAAGACAAAGAUGCAAGGAGGACGAAGAGCGAAUCUGGACUUCAUUUGUUCAGGAACAGGAGUUAAAUGAUCUAAGGUUUCAAGGGAAAGAUGUUCACCCAUCUAUAGAAAGUGUCAAAUAUCUCUUGCAAGAAAAUAUACAAGAUGUAGAUAGAGAACUGAAGAGACUUCAAGAAGAUGCUCUCCCUGAACGAAACAAAGGGAUUUGUAAUCAUAAAUCAAAUAACAGAAACGGAAAAGCCCCAAAUACAGAACUAAACAGCAAAAAGAACAAUUCUCUAAAAGAAACAGCACAGAUAAAAGAUAAAGGUAUACACAAAGCUAAUCCUGUAAUUCCCAUGUUACAAGAAGAUAAUAUUUUGAAUUAUAAAGAUUCUGAAGAAUCCAAAAAAGUUCUGAGAUCAAGGACCAAAAAAUCUGUAUCGGAUCCUUUCAUUAUACAAAAGAAGCAUUAUACAAAUCAACUCCUUCGUGCAACCAAUCACUUUGAGAGUGAUUCAGAUUCAGAGUCGAGUAGUGACAGAACCAAUACUGUUCAUGUACAAGCAGAUCCACUUAUAAUACACAAAAUUUUCGCAAUGCAAAAGAAAAUUUCUGAAUUACUAAAUGAAAUUUCAUUUAGAUUACACAGGAUUCCUCUGCCAGAUGGAGAUAACGAUCUGAAAAGAAGACAACAACAGACUAUGGAAUUUGCCAUUAGAUUUUCAAGAAACUAUCUGUACAAUCUUAACAGGCUUGUCACAAGCAUUCAAAGGCAUAUUGGAGCUGUAUCUUCUAGAAUAAGGCUAAAGCAGUGUCAUAGAAGUACUUCAUUUCAUCAAGAUAUGAUUAAACAGAAAUUGAUUGCUGCUCAUCAAUUAUUAAUACAAGCUUUAAUUGCUUAUUGUAAACAUAUACCUAACUCUACACCCGAGGGUCAUCCUACAAAGCUUCAAAAUGUAUUACAGAUUGUCAGCACUUUGAGAGACAUUUGUAACAAAAUUGCAAUCUCUGCCAAUUAUUACUGUUCCGGGGAUACCAAUACCUUACCAGUGGAAAACGAUGUUCAAGAUAAUAUUGACGCCAUACUGUCUAAAUUAAAAUUGAAUUUAGAUUCUAAACAUCAACCUAUGAAUCAUAAGAACGUUGAAUCUACGGUGACCCUUGCAACAACAUCUUUACAAAAUGAAAGGCGAUCCAACAAAAAAAAUCUAUCCAGUCGACUAAGCAUGUACAGUAUAGAUGUACCUAAAACUAAGCAAAAAAAGAAGAUAGAUUUAAGAAGAAAAAGCCACGUUUACCAGAAAGAAAGGAAAUGUAAUGUUGUGGACACAAAGAACAUACACGUUCAACAUAAUUCGAUACCCGAGUUAUUGUAUCCCAGUCCUGUCACACAUACCUCGUCUUCUAGGGAUACUGUUCUGAUUGAAUCCACGAAAAAAGUGAACUAUUUGAAAGAUGACGAUGUUAAAACUAUGAUGGACGAAGUACCAAUCGAUUCGGAGAAUGAUAGUAAUUUAGAAAUUCAAACCAAACAUAGUAAUGCAAUGAAAGUAGAACAGUCUAAAGAACUACGAAAGAAGUCUUUCACUGAAAUGUGGAAAUCCGAAAGUACAAACGAUAAAGAAAAAGAUAUUAAAGUACAAAAUGUUUCAAACGAUGAUGAUUUGGUAAAAAAGGUAACAACAAUUACCAAAGAACAUUUGUCCACUUUAGUACCUGUAAUAAAUGAUUUAAUGACUCUUGUAUCAAAAAAGCAAACAGAAGUAGAAGCACAGCCUAUAUCAGAAACAUCUAUGGAGACACUAAUGGGGUUUCUACAAAAAUAUCAGUCUCCUAAGGACUUUGAUACAAAAGCAUGUUCAACAGAAUGUGGUUGUAAUCGUUUGCAUUUUAAAUCAAAUAGCAUAUCUGAAGUUCAAAAACGCGAUAAGAAUGUGCAACUGAUUUGUAUGUCAUCCAAGGAUAAAACUUGUAGAACAAGACAAUGCGAUGCUUCUUGUCAAGCAGAUGAAACUGCGAUAAAUAUGUCCAGUGAUAGAAGAACAAUACGUUUAAUAACCAGAAAUAAGUUGCAACUUACCAUAGCAAAAGAGACUAAGCAACGGAUUUUAGCAUAUAAAAAUGACUAUAAAAGACUGUGUGAAUUGAGGCCAAUGUAUUCCAGCAAUACGCAAAACAAACCAUGGGAUAUUGUAGCAUGGAUAUCUGACAAAUUGGUGGAGGAACUGAUAAUUGAAACAACAAAAGAAUUACCAGUGAACGACAUGAUAGAAAAAUUAUACGAGAUGGAGUUUCAAGAAUUUUGA